This is a messenger RNA of Acipenser ruthenus (sterlet), 2723 nucleotides long. Its product is annotated as aryl hydrocarbon receptor nuclear translocator-like. Gene Ontology annotation, molecular function: RNA polymerase II cis-regulatory region sequence-specific DNA binding; DNA-binding transcription factor activity, RNA polymerase II-specific; protein dimerization activity. The transcript has 21 exons. The record is from RefSeq and is a predicted model, not a curated record. The coding region runs from base 271 to 2619 and encodes 782 amino acids. Gene Ontology annotation, biological process: regulation of transcription by RNA polymerase II. Gene Ontology annotation, cellular component: transcription regulator complex; aryl hydrocarbon receptor complex; cytoplasm. NCBI's taxonomy places the organism in Eukaryota, Metazoa, Chordata, Actinopteri, Acipenseriformes, Acipenseridae.
GGACUGGAAGCGAGGCUGGCCGGAGUUUCUGGGCUCUGAACUCUGCCAUGUUGGGUUAAGGGAGGGUUUUAAACACUGUAAUUAAAAAAUAAAUAUAAAUAAAUACAAUAAAAAUAAAAAAAAAAUUUUUAUUGCGUAAUUAGUUCUGUGUGUGUCGUACACGGAUAAGGACGGGUUGCGAAGUUUCACUUGGUUUUUUUUUCAAAAGUGAACUUUUAUUUUUUUUUUUUUUUUAAUUUUUAAUGUUUUUAUGUAAAGUUAUAAGCAGCAAUGGACGGCGCGGUUACCUCAGACAUGGCCUCGGACGUCCCGUCGCUGGGUGUUGCCCCCGGUAAACAGGGCGCGGAGAGCCAGGCCGGGGGGGCUGUCGUCGCUCAGAGGGGACCCAAGAGACGGGCACCCCUUGACUUCGAUGACGACGAUGACGAAGGUGACGGAAACAACAAAUUAUUCAGGUGUGAGGAUGACCAGGGUGGCAGCAAUGACAAGGAAAGGUUUGCCAGAGAGAACCACAGUGAGAUUGAACGGCGUCGGCGCAACAAGAUGACCGCGUACAUCACGGAGCUGUCGGACAUGGUGCCCACGUGCAACGCCCUGGCACGCAAACCAGACAAGCUGACCAUCCUGCGCAUGGCCGUGUCACACAUGAAGUCCCUGCGCGGCACGGGCAACACGGGCACCGAUGGCAGCUACAAACCAUCCUUCCUCACCGACCAGGAGCUGAAGCACCUGAUUCUGGAGGCUGCGGAUGGCUUCCUGUUUGUGGUGUCGUGUGAGACGGGCCGGCUGGUGUACGUGUCGGACUCGGUCACGCCGGUUCUGAACCAGCAGCAGUCGGACUGGUUCGGCAGCUCCCUGUACGAGCAGGUCCACCCCGAGGACGUGGACAAGCUGAGAGAGCAGCUGUGCACGAGCGAGAGCGCCAUGACAGGGCGAGUCCUGGACCUCAAGACUGGCACAGUGAAGAAGGAGGGCCAGCAGUCCUCCCAGAGGAUGACGUUGGGGUCCCGACGCUCCUUCAUCUGCAGGAUGAGGUGUGGAAACUGUCCCGUGGAGCCCGCCUCUGUGAACAGACUGAGCUUCCUGCGCAACAGAAACAGGAGUGGUCUGGGUCCAGUUAAGGACGGGGAGCCCCAGUAUGUGGUGGUGCACUGCACUGGAUACAUCAGGUCCUGGCCCCCUGCUGGAAUCUCGUUGCCGGAGGAGGAGUCGGAUGCUGUGCAGGGCAGUAAGUUCUGUCUGGUGGCAAUCGGCAGACUGCAGGUGAGCAGCUGCUCCAGCAGCACAGACAUGAGUAACAUCUCCAUCCCCAUCGAGUUCAUCUCCCGGCACAGCAGCAAAGGGGUCUACACCUUCGUGGACCAUCGCUGCGUGGCCACCGUGGGCUACCAGCCACAGGAGCUCCUCGGGAAGGAGGUGUUUGAGUUUGCCCACCCUGAGGACCAGGGGCUGCUGCGGGACAGUUUCCAGCAGGUGACCAAGCUGAAAGGGCAGGUUCUGUCUGUGAUGUUCCGGUUCCGGUCCAAGAGCAGAGAGUGGAUCUGGAUGAGAACCAGCUCCUUCACCUUCCAGAACCCCUUCUCCGAGGAGGUAGAGUACAUCAUCUGCACCAACGCCAACGUCAAGGCCCCGAGCCAGGAGUCUCGCCCUCCCCUCCCCCCCCCUUCAGUGCAGAUACCCCGCCUGGGGCAAAGUCCCAACCUGGCUUUGGAAAUGAGCCCGAGGCAGACGGGAUCUAGGCAGCUCCAGCAGCAGCAACAGCAGGCAGAGCUGGAGGGGGUCCCCGGCCGGGACGCUAUCGCCCCCUACACCUCGAGCCCUGUCGACGCCAUGCAGGGGAACCACCUGACACAGGUCUCUGUUCAGCCAGUGGCAGCGACCGGGCUGGAGCGCAGCAAACCCCUGGAUAAGGGGAGCCCCCUCUUCCAAGACAUGUACCCCGGAAUCAGCCCAGAGCAGAGCAAGCCCCUCCCUCCCAGCGUCGGGCAGGGUGCCCAGCAGAUAUUUUCCCAGGGGACCCCCUACAGCAACACGCGGCCUGCAGAGAGCUUCAGGAGUGCUGGCCUCACUCCCCAGGGUGCUGUUCUCCAGCAGCAGUCUGGCUCAGCCGGUCAGAUUCUUGCGCAGAUCUCUCGGCAGUCGAACCCGGUGCUGGUGGGAGGAGCCUCGACAUGGACAGGGAGCCACGCCCCCUUCAGCGCUCAGCAGCAGCAGCAGAUGGUUUCCCAGCAGGCCUCUUUGAAGACUCAGUCCCCCUCGUACGGGAUGGGCAGUUUCCAGGGCACCCCCUCGUCCUUCAACCCUGUGUCCACCGUGUCCCCCAACGCAGCCAGCAUGUACCCCAACAGCAACCCCACCCGCAACCCCGCCAUCUCCACCGCCACUGCUGCCGGCACAUUCGGGGAGUCUAACCAGGCAGGCAUGCAGUUCCAGGCGCGUCCAGCGGAGGGCGUGGGGGUGUGGCAGCAGUGGCAGGGUGCAGGGACUCAGCACGGCCACCAGGGGAACAGUCAGGCGGAGGUGUUUCCGGACAUGCUGUCGAUUCUGGGGGAGCAGGGACCCGGGUUCGGGAGCGAUGAGUUUGCAGAGCUGCCCAUCUUCCCAUCCUUUAAUGAGUAGAGAGGGGGCGAACGCAGGCCUCCGAAACAGCAGCACUCUGCAGCUCAAGCACAGCGCAGCGAGGGGGGCUGCUGUCGGGACUUUUCACUGGGGAGCUGGAGGGG